Messenger RNA from Brassica napus (rape), 810 nucleotides. RefSeq names its product protein trichome birefringence-like 8. Gene Ontology annotation, molecular function: O-acetyltransferase activity. Lineage: Eukaryota; Viridiplantae; Streptophyta; Magnoliopsida; Brassicales; Brassicaceae. The record is from RefSeq and is a predicted model, not a curated record. Bases 1 to 810 code for a protein of 269 amino acids. The transcript is spliced from 5 exons. Gene Ontology annotation, cellular component: Golgi apparatus.
AUGGCGAUGGCAACCACACGGCUGCUGCGAUCUUACGGAGAAGAGUGUCGAUUCAACGUAAGUGAUUUUCUGGAGAGGAGUCGGAAUAGGAGGAUAGUGUCUGUCGGAGAUUCCAUCGGAAGAAACCAAUGGGAGUCUCUUUUGUGUAUGCUUUCACAAGCUGCUUCUAACGAAUCUGAGAUAUAUGAAGUUAAUGGGAACCCUAUAACCAAGCACAAGGGUUUCCUUUCGAUGCGGUUUCCAGAACAUAACCUAACCGUUGAGUAUCAUAGAACCUCGUUUCUUGUCGUGAUUGGUCGGCCACCUGAGAACUCACCGGAAGAUGUCAGAAUGACGGUUAGAGUCGAUGAGUUUAACUGGCAGUCAAAAAGAUGGGUCGGGUCUGAUGUUUUGAUCUUUAACACAGGACAUUGGUGGAACGAGGACAAAACCUUUAACGCAGGUGUCUUUUUUCAGGAGGGGGGAAUGGGACCAGGGUCGGAUAUGGAUCCGGCCCUGAAUGGGACAUGGAACUUGGGUGGUUUGUGUGAUGCAGAGACAGAGCCAGAGAUUGAUAUGAAGAAGAUGGAAUCUGAUCCUGUCCACAACAGUUAUAUCUCUAAAGUAUUGCAAGAAAUGAGAUAUGAAUAUUGUAGGGUUAAGUUUAUGAACAUUACAUAUCUGGCUGAGUUCAGGAAAGAUGGUCAUCCUUCAAGGCAUCGUGGUCCCGAUGUUCCUGAAAAUGCUCCUCAAGAUUGUAGUCACUGGUGCUUGCAUGAGAAUGAGAUUCUCUAUCCGCAGCUAUUGGCAAUGAAUUACCAAACAAAAUGA